AUGGCCUCGUAUCAUCAUGAUUUCGACACCCAUGAACUCCAGUCCGACUAUUCUCUUAGUCUGGUUACACCCUGUACCUUCUACCUUACUACCCAUUCCCAGGUUACACCCUGUACCUUCUACCUAGCCACCAAUUCCCAGGUUACACCCUGUACAAUCUACCUAAAUAACGGCGAGUUGCAAGUGGAAUUCUAA
Molecule: messenger RNA, 195 nt
Organism: Rodentolepis nana
Lineage: Eukaryota; Metazoa; Platyhelminthes; Cestoda; Cyclophyllidea; Hymenolepididae
Source: the annotation of a GenBank genome assembly